Molecule: messenger RNA, 486 nt
Organism: Aspergillus fijiensis CBS 313.89
Lineage: Eukaryota; Fungi; Ascomycota; Eurotiomycetes; Eurotiales; Aspergillaceae
Product: aldehyde dehydrogenase
Exons: 1
Molecular function (GO): aldehyde dehydrogenase (NAD+) activity
Source: RefSeq, a predicted model, not a curated record
AUGUCUUCCCUCCCUUUUUCUACUCGCGAAUUGUAUUAUGACGGCAAGACCCAGCCUGCCUCUUCAGGCAAAACCUUCCAAUCUAUCAACCCCUCAAACGCCAGUCCUUUGGCUGAGAUCCAGGUUGCUUCACAUUCCGAUGUAGAUGCAGCCAUCGCUGCCGCCGACCGGGCCUUCCCCUCAUGGUCUCAAACACCACCCGUUGCACGUGCCCGCAUUCUCCAGAAAGCCGCCGCCCUGCUCCGCGAGCGCAACGACGAUAUCGCUCGUGUUGAAACUCUUGACUCAGGCAAGGCAUAUACCGAGACAAGCACUGUCGACGUCGUCACCGGAGCCGACGUACUCGAGUACUAUGCAAAUCUGGUUGGAGGUGGCGGGCUGAAUGGAGAGACCACACAGUUGAGAGAAGAUGCUUGGGUGUACACCAAAAAGUCUCCGUUGGGUGUUUGCGUGGGCAUCGGAGCUUGGAACUACCCUAUUCAAAUG